Messenger RNA from Gossypium arboreum, 618 nucleotides. RefSeq names its product putative B3 domain-containing protein At3g49610. The transcript has a single exon. Gene Ontology annotation, molecular function: DNA binding. The record is from RefSeq and is a predicted model, not a curated record. Lineage: Eukaryota; Viridiplantae; Streptophyta; Magnoliopsida; Malvales; Malvaceae. The coding region runs from base 1 to 618 and encodes 205 amino acids.
AUGGAGCUUCUUACUUCUGAAGAUUUCAAGAACACAAAGAUUCAACCUGAAUGGACAGCUAUGGAUUAUUUGUUAGAAGUUGUGAGAGUCGACCAGGAAAAAAUGCAAGAGCAAACCUUAAUGAAUAAGAAAAAGAAUGGUGGAUUGAAAAGGAAACGCCGAAUCCAAGAAGAAAAUAACAAGAACAAGAGACCCAUUACCUCUUAUCCACCUAAGCCAAUGAUGCCUGAAGGCUUGAAACAACAUAUUGUUGAAAACAUGGGUGGAUCAAAUUGCGUUUUGGUGAUUCAAAAACAACUGUUUUUCUCCGAUGUGAACCCUCAAGCGAGUCGAUUGUUGAUACCAUUUUCGCAAGUCGAAUCCCAUGAGUUCCUUAACGAAUCCGAGGUUGAGCGUUUGAAGAAUAAAGAAGCCAUUAAAGCUUGCUUGGUGGAACCAUCAAUGGAGGAAACUGAAAUCAACUUUAAAAUGUGGGAUAUGCGCAAAAAGUCAAUGUAUGUCGUUACGACAUCUUGGAAUUCUAUUGUAAAGAACAACCAACUCAAAGCUGAAGAUGUUGUUCAACUCUGGUCGUUCCGAGUUAACUCAACUUUAUGCUUUGCACUUCAAAAACUUUGA